ACCACCACAUUUAAUCAACAUAAAGAAAAGAUGAUAUGAAAAUCUGGGGGAAAAAACAAGACCAUGAUUAGGAUCUAGUCAUUUAGGUCAUGAGAAAAGUUAAAGGUUCAGAACUACAGGGUGUCCUCACACAAAAGUAGAAAAAACCUUGGGAGUUUGAUAAAAGGCAAGAUCCCUUUUUUCUCUGCCACAAAUCAUGGGCAAGAUGAUUUUACAAAAAAUUGCUGAAUAUGGCUUGACACUGUGUUCUUUGGGAAGGUUCAUGCAUGCAAAGGAAAUGGGACCUCUACAUACUAUCCUUUACAGCACCAUUGCCUAUUUGGCUUGCUUUCAAUCUCAUACCCCCUUCUCUCUGAGAUGCAUGCAAACUGAUAUUGAGGCCUUACCAUAUUAUUAUCAUAUCACAGAAAGAAAAUAAAGUUGUGGUGUCCACCUCUAGUGUUAGUGUUGCUUUGUCAUUGUCACACCUAUGGAUUUGUCAUGCAGCCUAACCCUAAACAGAUGGGCAAUCUUUGUUUGGGAGCGUCUGGACAUAUACUGCUCACUGUCAAACCAUCUCUGAAAUGGACAAACCCACCUUUAAAUUCAUUCUCACAGCAAUCUAAUCAGGCAAUAGUAUUUUGUUUUUUUAAUCCAUCACUGCUUUUAAAAUACAUGGACUAAUCAAUACCUUCAAAAUAGCCAAUGAAUGCUAUUUAUGAUAUUGCAAAAUGGAUAUUGAAAUAAAAAGUUGCUACUUUGUUUUCAGUAAUUUUGGAUUGAAACAAGGGCAUUUUAAGAUCCCACCAUCCAUGAUAAGAGGAACACUCAAAAAAGUGAAUUGUUGAGUCCCUAUGCUAUAAUUGGAUGAGAUAGAACAGUAUCAGAAUUCUAACCUCAUCAUGUCAGGCAAUGCAAUUACUAUUUUACUCUUGCUUUCCAACAUCUGUUUCUGUAUGUUUCCAGCCAUCUCUGCCUUGAAUCAGGAAGGCCUCUCCCUGCUGUCAUGGCUUUCAACCUUCAAUUCUUCUUCAUCUGCUGCUUUGUUCUCCUCAUGGAGUCCAGACCACCAAAAUCCAUGCAGAUGGGAUUACAUCAGAUGCACAAGUGAUGGGUAUGUCAGUGAAAUCACAAUAACCUCCAUUAGUCUUCCAACUAGCUUCCCCACCCAGCUCUUAUCCUUUCACCAUCUCACCACUCUUGUCCUUUCAAAUGGCAACCUCACCGGAGAAAUUCCACCUUCAAUUGGCAACUUGUCUUCAUUGGUCACCCUGGACCUCAGUUUUAAUGCUCUAACAGGGAAUAUUCCAGCUGAGAUGGGAAAGUUAACCCAACUGCAGGAAUUAUCACUGAACUCAAAUUUCCUACAUGGUGCAAUUCCAAGCGAAAUUGGAAACUGUUCAAAGCUCCGGAUGCUUGAACUCUUUGACAACCAGCUUUCUGGGAAGAUUCCUGCAGAAAUAGGACAGUUAUGGGCUCUGGAAAUCUUUCGUGCAGGUGGAAACUUGGGAAUUCUUGGUGAAAUCCCAAUGCAGAUAUUACACUGCAAACAGCUAGCUUUUCUUGGCCUUGCAGAUACCGGAAUUUCAGGUCAAAUUCCUAGAAGUUUAGGAGAACUGAAGAAUCUCAAGACUCUUUCAAUCUACACAGCCAACCUCAUGGGUAACAUCCCACCUGAAAUUGGUAACUUGUCUUCAUUAGAAAACUUGUUUCUGUAUGAAAACCAACUUUCAGGUGGGAUUCCGGAAGAGCUGAGCAUGCUGAAAAAUCUCAAGAGGGUGUUAUUAUGGCAGAACAAGCUAAGUGGAAGCAUUCCGGCAUCUCUAGGGCACUGUUCAGACUUGAUAGUCAUUGACUUCUCAUUGAAUUCUCUAGGUGGUCAACUUCCAGCAACUCUCGUGAAUCUAGUUGCAUUGGAGGAGCUUCUUCUGUCUGGAAACAAUCUUUCAGGAGAGAUACCAUCAUAUGUCAGCAACUUUUCCAGGCUAAAACAACUUGAAUUAGAUAACAACAUAUUUUCUGGUGAGAUUCCACCUUCCAUUGGGAAACUAAAGGAGCUUUCUCUGUUCUUUGCCUGGCAAAAUCAGCUCCAUGGAAGCAUACCAGUGGAGCUAGCUAACUGUGAGAAACUUGUAGCAUUGGAUCUUUCACACAAUUUCCUUACAGGGUCAGUUCCAGGAUCUCUCUUCAAUUUGAAGAACUUGACUCAAUUGUUGUUGAUAUCAAACAGACUCUCAGGUGAAAUUCCCCCUGAUAUUGGUAAUUGUAGCAGCUUGAACCGUUUAAGGCUGGGAUCAAACGACUUCAGAGGCCAUAUUCCAUCAGGAAUUGGGCUCCUACGUAAUUUGAGCUUUCUUGAAUUGUCAGAAAAUCAAUUUACCGGAGAAAUUCCCCCUGAAAUUGGCAAGUGCACUCAGCUAGAAAUGAUAGAUUUGCAUGGAAACAAGCUUCAAGGUACAAUCCCACCAUCCUUGGAAUCUCUUUCCAGCCUUAAUGUCUUAGACCUUUCAUCAAACAGUUUAGGAGGCACCAUUCCUCAGAAUUUGGGCCAGCUCACAUCCUUGAACAAACUAAUUAUCAGUGGAAAUUACAUCACUGGUUUGAUUCCCACAUCCCUGGGCUCCUGCAAGGAUCUGCAGUUGCUAGACAUCAGCAGAAACAGGAUUAUCGGUUCUAUACCAGAAGAGAUUGGUGAUUUGCAAGGAUUGGAUAUCCUUCUGAACUUGAGUUGGAAUUCCUUAACAGGGCCUAUUCCUGAAAGCUUUUCAAAUCUCUCAAAGCUGGCCAACUUAGAUCUCUCUCACAACAUGCUAGAAGGAAGCCUUAGAGUUCUAGCUGGCCUUGACAAUCUUGUUUCUCUUGAUGUUUCCUACAAUAACUUUUCAGGCAUCCUUCCAGAUACUAAGUUUAUGCAUGAUCUCCCUCCCUCUGCAUUUGCCGGCAAUCCAAAUCUCUGCAUCAACAGAAGUGAGUGCCUCCAUGGAAAGAAAUCAACCCAAAACCUUGUCCUGCGCACUUUUCUCAUCAUGACAGUAUCCGUGAUAAUAGUAAUAGUUGCUGUAGCUUUGUUUAUCAGAGUCCAUGAAGCUACAUUUGAAGAGAAUGAUGAAAAUAAAUUUUUGGAGUGGCAUUUUACUCCAUUUCAAAAGCUCAACUUCUCUAUAAAUGAUAUUGUCCCAAGUCUAUCUGAAUCCAACAUCAUAGGAAAGGGUUGUUCAGGCAUGGUUUAUCGUGUUGAGACUCCAACAAAGCAGGUUAUUGCAGUGAAGAAGCUAUGGCCAUUAAAGCAUGGAGAGUUCCCAGAAAGAGAUCUAUUUUCUGCAGAAGUUCAGACUCUUGGAUCAAUAAGACAUAAGAACAUAGUGAGGCUACUGGGAUGUUGCAAUGAUGGGAAAACCAGAUUGCUCUUGUUUGAUUACAUCAGUAAUGGUAGUUUGGGCGGAUUGCUUCACGAGAAGAAGAUCUUUUUGGACUGGGAUGCAAGAUAUAAUAUCAUAGUAGGAGCAGCACAAGGACUGGCUUACCUCCACCAUGAUUGUAUUCCCCCAAUCCUUCAUCGUGACAUCAAGGCUAAUAACAUCUUGGUAGGACCACAGUUUGAAGCUUUUCUAGCUGAUUUUGGCCUUGCAAAGCUUGUUGAUGCUUCAGAAAGUCCAGGAGUUUCCAGCAUUGUUGCAGGUUCUUAUGGCUACAUUGCACCUGAGUAUGGAUACAGUAUGAGGAUCACAGAAAAGAGUGAUGUCUAUAGCUAUGGGGUGGUGCUCCUAGAGGUCUUGACUGGAAAGGAACCAACUGACAGCAGAAUUCCAGAAGCUGCCCACAUUAUCACUUGGAUUAACAAAGAGCUUCGUGAGAAAAGAAAAGAGUUCACUACAAUUCUUGACCAGCAACUGCUCCUGCAAUCAGGUACACAGAUCCAAGAGAUGUUUCAGGUGCUAGGGGUGGCUCUUCUCUGUGUUAAUCCCUCCCCAGAGGAAAGACCCUCAAUGAGAGAUGUAACAGCAAUGCUCAUGGAGAUUAGGCAAGAACAUGAGGAUUGUGAAAAGCCAAGUUCUCUCGGGAAAGGAGUGGAGAACAACCCAAAAGCAGCAGUCCACUGCUCUAGCUUCUCUAGAUCAUCAGAACCUCUACUUAGUUCACUUUCCCAGGUGCCAGUUUCCCAGAAUCUCCAACAAUAGUUGAAGGCUAUUUUUUCAAAUAAGAAAUCAUCUGUAUAUAUUUGAUACUCUGUAAAAUCCAAAAAAAAAAAAAAAAACUUAAAUUAAUUUCACAUCCUUCU
Messenger RNA from Rubroshorea leprosula, 4258 nucleotides. The record is from the annotation of a GenBank genome assembly. Lineage: Eukaryota; Viridiplantae; Streptophyta; Magnoliopsida; Malvales; Dipterocarpaceae.